AUGUCUUGCCAGCCCUUCACUCGCAUCCCCAGUCCUCCCACGGCUCUCGGCUCUUGCGCGGUUCCCGUCGGCGGUUCCAACUCCUCGAUUCUCGACGCCUGUUGCAAUGGCCACAUAAAUGCCAUCGCCACCUACUCCGACCCUAACUCCGACACCAAUUUAGAAGAUGCGGAUGGCUGCUUUCAAUUCUGUAUCACCGACAGCCCAGACAUCGUAAGGACGUGUCUAGCGACGAAGUUCAGUGCAUACGAAAGGGGGCAAUCGAUGUUCGAGUGCUUUAACGGGGGGAGUGCGAGGAAGGGCACUGGGUACAGCAAUGCGGGUAGUGCGAGGCAUGGGCUAGGCUGGGGAAUCAGCGUUGUACUCGGCCUAGGCUUUGUAGGGGCGGUGAUGGGAGGUGUUUAA
Cucurbitaria berberidis CBS 394.84 is the source of this 405-nucleotide messenger RNA. RefSeq lists its product as uncharacterized. The record is from RefSeq and is a predicted model, not a curated record. The transcript has a single exon. The coding region runs from base 1 to 405 and encodes 134 amino acids. Lineage: Eukaryota; Fungi; Ascomycota; Dothideomycetes; Pleosporales; Cucurbitariaceae.